GAGUUGGACGUGGCGAGAGAGCUUUCGUAUUGUCCUGGCACGGAUGCGAUAGGCUCGUCCGUCCUAUCCCAACGAAUAUUAUCAUCAUGACAUCUCUCGGCUCCCUACUCAGAAAGCUGAGACAGGGGCUGGGGUUUGCUUCGCCAGCAAGAUCGCAACAAACCAGUAGAUGAGACAGAAGGCAACGCUUUGGAGGCUGAGACUCUUCUGAAGUGAACUGCCUGUCUGCUUCUUUGACCGGUGUAGCCUGUCUGACUGGAAGGAUUUUUGUUACACCGAUUACCCAGAACUUGACGAGCCUGUAGAGCACCUCCCCCAGCUUUGUGUAUUAGUUGAUUUAAUAAGAAAGGAGAGCGCGUGGAGUCGGCUGAAACUGUCUGUAGAGACUCCACAAGAGGGCUUCAAGUGGUAGCGAACAGCUCUGAUUCAUCACAAGUAUCACUGUUAAAAGGAAUAAGGAAGAAAAAGAAAAGGGCAAACAUGUUUGACCGAACAGGAGUCCCCUUUGUUUUCCUUGAUAUAAUCUGCGUAGUCCUGGCUGGUUUGCCACUUGCAGUUCUUAACCUGGCCAAAAUAAAACCGUAUCAAAGAGGCUUUUUCUGUAACGAUGACAGCAUCAAGUACCCGUACCAUGAAAGUACCAUUACUUCCACUGUUCUUUAUUCAGUGGGCUUUACACUCCCCAUUUGUUCUAUGAUCGUGGGAGAAUGCUUGUCAGUGUAUAGUAAACGCUUGCAUUCAAAUUCCUGUUUUAGAAACACCUAUGUGGCCUGCCUAUACAAGGCCAUUGGGACUUUCCUGUUUGGAGCUGUCAUAAGCCAGUCAUUGACUGAUAUUGCAAAGUACUCCAUUGGACGGCUACGACCUCAUUUCUUAGCUCUUUGCCAACCAGACUGGUCAACCAUCAACUGCAGCUAUGGCUACAUUGAGAAUUUUACAUGCACAGGAGACAAGACAGCUGUCAAUGAAGCCCGGCUGUCCUUCUACUCCGGACACUCCUCAUUCUCAAUGUACUGCAUGCUGUUUUUAGCACUUUAUAUUCAAGCAAGACUGGUAGAAGAGUGGGCAAGACUGCUGCGUCCCACAAUCCAGUUUUUCUUAAUUGCAGCUUCUGUCUACGUAGGCCUGUCCCGUGUCUCGGACUACAAGCAUCACUGGAGUGAUGUGCUGACCGGCCUCAUCCAGGGGGCAGUGGUGGCCAUAUUGAUUGUUGCCUUUGUAUCUGACUUUUUUAAAGUAAGGACCACUUCCUUUUCUCCAAAGGAGGAAGAUAUUUCUCACUCAACUUUACAUGAAACCCCAACAAAUGGAAAUCACUAUGGCUCCUCUCACUAGACCAAAAAUAAAUACAUAAAGAAAUUCAACCAAAAGAACUGAUGUGGACACCCUGUGAAUGUAAUCUUGCUUCUUUCUUUUCUAAGACCUACGUGUGAGCUGAAGAGUCGUGGUGGCUUCACUUCUUUUUAAAAAGAGCCUUGGAGGGACUGCUGCUAUACAACAAUAAGUCCACUGUGUAUAUAAUAUGUAUAUCUCACAAGUAAACACAAAUAUUAAAAGAAAAUGUAUAAGCAGUAACACUUGUUUAAUUUGUAUCGGUCACUAUAUAUGAAAAGAAUGAGCAGCAAUUAAGCAUCAUGUGUUUGUUUUUUUUUUAUUAAAAAUGUGGUAAAAGCUUAAUAUGUACAAACUGUUGCAUAUAUUGUAUUAUCAUUAACAACUGAGAAAAUAAAACAUUUAAGACACCUA
Polypterus senegalus (gray bichir) is the source of this 1746-nucleotide messenger RNA. It is a transcript of the gene plpp1a, whose product is annotated as phospholipid phosphatase 1a. Lineage: Eukaryota; Metazoa; Chordata; Cladistia; Polypteriformes; Polypteridae. The transcript has 6 exons. The record is from RefSeq and is a predicted model, not a curated record. Gene Ontology annotation, molecular function: phosphatidate phosphatase activity. Gene Ontology annotation, biological process: signal transduction; phospholipid metabolic process; phospholipid dephosphorylation. Bases 481 to 1335 code for a protein of 284 amino acids.